Molecule: messenger RNA, 3319 nt
Organism: Vombatus ursinus (common wombat)
Lineage: Eukaryota; Metazoa; Chordata; Mammalia; Diprotodontia; Vombatidae
Gene: MLYCD
Product: malonyl-CoA decarboxylase
Exons: 5
Coding region: 71-1627 (518 amino acids)
Biological process (GO): positive regulation of fatty acid oxidation; acetyl-CoA biosynthetic process; fatty acid biosynthetic process
Cellular component (GO): peroxisomal matrix; mitochondrial matrix
Molecular function (GO): malonyl-CoA decarboxylase activity
Source: RefSeq, a predicted model, not a curated record
AGGAUUCCGGACGCACGGGGUAGCGGUGGUGGCCGGGGUCUCUAACAGCUGUCCCCAGGCGCUAGGCGCCAUGAGAGGCCUGGGGCACGGCCUGUCAGCUCAAAGGUUCCUGCGGCUGCGGCUCCGGUCCCAGCUUCCGACCCGGCCCCGGCCGCGGCAGCUUGGGGCCCCUGGGGCGACCCUGGAACGGGCAAUGGAUGAACUGCUGGGCCGCACCGUGCCGCAGGCCCCUGCCUAUGAGCUCCGGGACAAGACGCCGGCACCGGCCGAGGGUCAGUGCUCUGACUUCGUGCGUUUCUACGACAGCCUGGAAGGCGCGAGCCAGCGGGCCGAGCUGCUGAGCCGCUUGGCGCGGGGCUUCGGCGUGGACCACGGGCAGGUGGCGGAGCACAGCGCGGGCGUGCUGCGCCUAGGGGCGGCGGUGGGGGUCGCGACCCCGGGGCCCCCGCAGGGGUCAGCGCCGAGCAUCUCCUCGCUGCCCGCACCCACCCCGCGGGAGCCCGGCGCCCUCCUGCAGGCGGAGGACCGGCUCCGCUACGCGCUCGUGCCGCGCUACCGAAGCCUCUUCCAGCACAUCAGCAAGCUGGAGGGCGGAGUGUGCUUCCUGGUCCGGCUGCGUGCGGAUCUGCUGGAGGCGCAGGCCCUGAAGAUAGCCGAGGGGCCGCACGUCCGGGAAAUGAAUGGAGUGCUGAAGAACAUGCUCUCAGAUUGGUUUUCUACAGGAUUUUUAAACCUGGAGCGUGUUACAUGGCACUCACCUUGUGAAGUACUACAAAAAAUCAGUGAGUCUGAGGCUGUACAUCCUGUCAAAAAUUGGAUGGACAUGAAGCGACGUGUUAGUUCAUACAGAAGAUGUUAUUUUUUUUCUCACUGUUCAACACCUGGGGAACCACUGAUAGUUUUGCAUGUGGCAUUAACCAGUGAGAUUUCCAGCAAUAUCCAGGCAAUAGUGAAAGAGUUUUCUCCACCAGAAGUAGAAGACAAAAACAAAAUUGUCACUGCAAUUUUCUAUUCUAUCAGUUUGACCCAGCAAGGCCUACAAGGUAUUGAGUUGGGAAGUUUCCUUGUAAAACGAGUUGUUAAGGAACUGCAGAAGGAAUUUCCUCACCUUGAAACUUUUUCAAGUCUCUCACCUAUACCUGGAUUCACCAAAUGGCUUCUUGGAACACUGAGUUCUCAAACUAAGGAACUUGGGAGAAAUGAACUCUUUACAGAUUCUGAAAGUAAUGAAAUCUCAGAUAUCAUAGGUGGCCCCAUUAGUGAAACUUUGAAGAUACUUUUAACUAGCAAUGAAUGGGUGAAAUCUGAAAAACUUGUCAAGGUGUUACAAUCCCCUUUGAUGAGACUCUGUGCUUGGUAUUUGUAUGGAGAAAAGCAUCGUGGUUAUGCCCUCAACCCAGUGGCAAACUUUCAUCUGCAGAAUGGGGCAGUGAUGUGGCGGAUCAAUUGGUUGGCAGAUUUGAGCCUCAAAGGCACUACUUCAUCCUGUGGGAUGAUGGUCAAUUAUCGAUAUUUCUUAGAGGAAACUGGUGUGAACAGUGCUGCCUACUUGGGAGCCAAGAAUAUCAAAGCCUCUGAGCAAGUUCUAAAUUUAGUUUCUCAAUUUCAGAGACUUAGCAAGCUUUAACCAGACACUUCUUGAAUUGGAGGUAUUUUUUUUUCAAAGCAGGAAGUAAUUGUGGUGUCUUAAGUCUCAAAGGAAUCCUUUGUACUGAAACAAACUGAACUGUGUUCUUUUCCAAACAGUGGACUUAUCAUGACAGAUUUUGUGACCUAAUUUACGGUAAUUUUAUUUCUUUGCAGUAGCAAAUAAAUAAUCUUUGCAGUCUAGCUGUCAGGCUGAUGAAUAUACAGAUAAACUAUGCACAAGCUUACAGAGGGAAGGAAGAAGUUUGGUGUACCUAUAUAUUUAACCAAAGAAAUUACUAGUCAUCAUUAGCAUGUAUGUAAUAGCCUUCACCCCUUUAUUCAUCCUCAGUAUCAGUGCCUUUGUCUGAACAUCACCUUCAAAAGGAUGUGAAAAUUUUUCAACAUGCAUCUUCAGUUUUGGAUCGAUAAGUACCAUGACAAUCCAAAAAAGGAGUCUGGAUGAAGACACCUUUUUUCUUCCUAUCAUACAAGUAAAUUCACAUCAUGUAGAAUUGUGUUCACUAAGCCUGUUGGGAAAAAAAAAAAACAUACAUGUGAGUCCUUUUUUUUUUUUUCAAUGUCAUUCUUUCCACUCACUUGAAGUGUUAAUACUGGUUAAAGGAUUGAAUGCAAAAACAUUCUCCAUUUUACAAGCUGAAUUUUGAAGGCCAUGCAUGUGUGAAAUGGGUGGUUUUUAGCUUGCUGGCAAAAAUGGAAAUAAUCGAGUACUGUAAAUUCAGUCAUUUACUAUGAACAAAAAAUGAACAGAAUUGCUACUGGGGUAUAAGUUGAUCAUUUUAAAGGAUAUAUUGGGAAACUUUGAGAAAUUUUGUAAGAGGGUGUGUGAACUCAUACCAUGAGUUCAUUGGUAAAUAGCAAGUUUGUUCUAUAAAGUAUUAAAUAUUAAAAACAUAGUUGUCUGAUGUGUAUUGUUUAUUUAAGAUCUUGAAAUAGUAGGACUGGAAGGGCUCCUUAAAUUUUUACUAAUGCUCUAUGUAGUAGGACAUAGAGGUGUUUCUUACAGAAGCUUUUAUCUAACAAGUCCCUAAAUUUCUUCCACUUCAUCUCCAAUCUUCUAACACAUACAUGCGUGCACCCUUACACACACACACACACACACACACACACACACACACACAUACCACACCUUUCAUCAGAAGAUGGUAUUGGAAAGUAAAGAAACAGAAAAAUAUUGGUAAACAUUGGCUCUAACCUAAACAAUCUUGCCUUCUUUAGACAGACCAUGAUACCAUUCUCAAGAAAUAGGAAUUCCUUGUUUUCAAAGAUCUCUGGGGAGAGAUACCCCAUAAUAAAUGGGAAGAUUUAGCAGUCCUUGAAAGGAAAAUUCUUCUUGCAACAAAUCAUUUGUCAUAGGUCUUGAAUCCCAAAAUUGUGUAUUGUGAAGGGUACUACAACACAUACUGAGUAUAAAGAGGAGGCUACCUCAUGGGUCCUACAUGUUGCACUUUUUUGAAGCAUUCUAUUACUGUACUUCAUGUAUUUAUAAACAGUGAGUGCUCCAGUGGUAACUCAUGUCCAACUCAUUAUCAAGUAUAUUUUCAGGUGAUUCUAGAUAUUCCGGUCUUGAAUGAUGGAGUGAAGGUAACAGAUUUUACCCAUCCACCUUUGAACAGUGCUCUUUGUCACCAUAUAUAUUUAGCAAAGUUAUUUUCUAUCUCAUUUGGAUUCU